GUCUGACGUCAGCAUGCGUCGUGUGGGGAUUGGAAUGCUACAAUACAGUCGGAACUGGAAGCUCGCGGAUUAAAGUGCUGGAAUGUAUCAUUCGCGUCAGAUACGCGCUUUCAUGGUAACACGAGGAAUGAAACCUUGACGAUUUGUUGUUUUAUUUUUAGGCAACUCUAUAUAAACGCAGGGUUACAAAGGCAGCCAACCUUCGCGCGUCAACAUUGUGGAUUUAUCACAGCAAAAUAUGUAAGAAUACACGAAUUUGUCGGGAUUUCCUGUUUUGGGAACUUUCUCCUCAAAAGCCACACGCAUAUGAGAUGUCACCGAUCUCCAGUCUAUCCUUGGUAAUGGACAUUAACCAUCUAUACCUGACAUCUGAAUGCUGCUGCUUGUAAAUUCUCCAAACUGGAUUUCGAGAACACUUCUUUUGAAGUACUUUCUGAUGGAGCGCGUAUGUCAGCAGUUUGGAUCAACAUUUCUAAUAUGAUAAAACCAGGCACGAGAGAAGACAUAGGCAGAUCCAUAUAAAGGGUUUAGUUUUAAUCGCCCACAUGCGCUGGAUUUGGGAUUGGAAUCAGAAGGUGGAAGUUGAGAGCAUCAAAUCCCUGCAGGUUUGUGGAAGAUGCUGUCAAGCUGGAGUUAAGAUCUUUGGAUUCAUCAGCAAACACCUCCAUCUGGUUCAAAGGACACAUGCAGGCCAAAAAACGCUAUUUAUUUCUCUUCUCUGCAGGCUUAUGUAUCAUUCUGCUCUUUUACCUGCAAGGACCAGCAUUCAGGAGUCCGGACAGACGGGAUGACAACCAUUCACUCUGGCCCCACUUUUCAGGUCCUCUACGAGCCUUCAUUCCCUGGGACCAGACCGAGACGAAAGACUAUAACAUCCGCACAUCUCCGAGAAACAAGAGAGAUGAAAGCCCUGGAGUUUAUAAGUGCAGAAUGGACUCUUGCUUUAAUUUCUCCUUGUGCAAAAGGAAUGGCUUCAAAGUUUACGUUUACCCUCAACAAAAGGGCGAGAAGAUCUCAGAAAGCUACCAGAAUAUUUUAUCCUCCAUUGAGGCGUCCAGGUUCUACACAUCUGACCCGGGUCAAGCUUGCCUCUUUGUUCUGAACUUGGACACCCUGGACCGAGACCAGCUGUCUCCCCAGUAUAUACACAACCUCAAAACCAAGAUCCAGAACUCGAACCUGUGGAAUAACGGGAUGAACCAUCUCAUAUUUAACCUGUACUCUGGGACGUGGCCUGAUUAUACAGAGGAUUUGGGCUUUGAUAUCGGUCAAGCCAUGUUGGCCAAAGCCAGCAUCAGUACCGAGAGUUUCAGACCCAAUUUUGACAUCUCCAUCCCUUUAUUUUCCAAAGAUCACCCCAGGACCGGAGGUGAAAGGGGGUAUUUGAAAUAUAACACAAUCCCUCCCUUUAGGAAGUAUAUGCUGGUUUUUAAAGGCAAGCGCUAUUUGACUGGGAUUGGGUCUGAUACCAGGAAUGCGCUGUAUCAUAUCCAUAAUGCUGAAGAUGUGGUUCUGCUCACCACAUGCAAACAUGGCAAAGACUGGCAAAAGCACAAAGACGCUCGCUGCGACAGGGAUAAUGCAGAAUAUGACAAGUAUGAUUAUAAAGAAAUGCUGCACAACUCCACCUUCUGUAUGGUUCCUCGAGGACGUCGCUUGGGCUCCUUUCGGUUUCUGGAGGCACUGCAGGCUGCUUGCAUUCCCGUCAUGCUCAGUAAUGGAUGGGAGCUUCCCUUCUCCGAGGUCAUCGACUGGCGUACGGCUGCCGUCAUUGGAGACGAGAGACUUCUUCUGCAGAUCCCAUCUACCGUGCGCUCUAUCCAUCAGGAUCGCAUACUGUCUCUCCGGCAGCAGACGCAGUUCCUGUGGGAAGCCUACUUCUCUUCUGUUGAGAAGAUUGUGCUCACUACAUUGGAGAUCAUUCAGGAUCGAGUGUUACAGCACAACGCCCGCAGUACGCUCAUGUGGAACCGGCAGCCGGGUGGACUCUUCACUCUUCCUCAGUACUCAUCAUACCUGGGCGACUUUCCCUUCUUCUAUGCCACAAUGGGUGUUAAACCACAGCAGAAGUUCACAGCUGUCAUUCAUGCCGUCACACCUUUAGUGUCUCAGUCUCAACCCAUAUUCAAGCUGUUAGUGUCUGUGGCCAAAUCGCAAUAUUGCUCUCAGAUCAUUGUCUUGUGGAAUUGUGAUAAGCCUUUACCUGCUAAGCACCGCUGGCCUUCCACGUCUGUCCCCGUCAUUGUAAUCGAGGGUGAAAACAAGGUGAUGAGCAGCCGCUUUCUGCCCUAUGAUGUCAUCAGUGCAGAUGCGGUGCUGAGUCUGGAUGAAGAUACGGUGCUUUCAACCACUGAGGUGGAUUUUGCCUUUACUGUUUGGCAAAGUUUCCCAGAGAGGAUUGUGGGAUACCCAGCACGAAGUCAUUACUGGGAUGUCAACAAAGAGCGUUGGGGCUACACGUCCAAGUGGACCAAUGACUACUCAAUGGUGCUUACUGGAGCUGCUUUCUACCACAGGUAUUAUAACUACUUGUAUACUCACUACCUGCCGACCAGCUUGAGGACGAUGGUUGAUCAGCUGUCUAACUGUGAAGACAUCCUCAUGAACUUCCUCGUGUCCUCUGUCACUAAAAUGCCUCCUAUCAAAGUCACUCAAAAGAAACAGUACAAGGAGACAAUGAUGGGACAGACCUCACGAGCAUCACGCUGGGCGGAUCCCGACCACUUCGCCCAGCGGCAGACCUGCAUGAACACAUUUGCCAGCUGGUUUGGCACGAUGCCUCUGGUGCAUUCACAGAUGAGACUGGAUCCUGUUCUGUUUAAAGACCAGGUGUCAAUCCUGCGCAAGAAGUACAGAGACAUCGAGAGACUCUAACGAAACUCGGAUCACCUUCCCUUUGAAAAGGGAUGAAAACAGGAUGUGGAAACCCCCAGAACCCUGCGCCAGAUAAACAGGGCAUGAAGGGGGGUAUUGAAUCCUUCAGGGAGAAGCAAAUCAAGAUGGGGCAAAGUGUUGAGCUAGAUGAAAUACAGAUGCCGUAACAUCAAAAAGGUUUGGCAAAGUAUUACAAUUAGGUCGUGGUUACGUUGAUGUUAUUUGGCGUUUGGAUUCAGCACAACACAAAGACCAAAAGCCAUUUGUGGCAGCAUUCUGUCUUCCAAGCCCCCUCUUGUGAUGCUUUGCCAAUGACAAUGGUGACCAUGGCAACGCACGCCGUGACGGGAGCCGUGCACACUGAUCCACACAUCAGAGUCGGAAUAUGAAUUACUGCACAUCUGGAACAGACUGGUGGUCUUCGUAAUAGACCCCUAUUGUAAAGCCGGACUGGAGGAGUCAGAAGGUUACCUGCGAGUUAUUAAUGCAUAUUUAUUUAGUUUGCCUUCUGUUACUGUGGCAAGUGUUACUCCCUUUUUAAAGACGCAGGGCAACGUCCUGAAAUGGUGCGUGCAAGUCCUUCACGCCGGUCACAGUGCCUGAACUUUCAGAUGAGAGGUCUGAGAGUCCCAAGGGGUUUUGUAUGAAUGCACAAACACCUUGUUCAUGCUGCUUAUGUCUGGAUUUAGUGUAAAGAAAUAUGUUUUUAAAGGGGUCAUAUGACGUUGCUAAAAAGAACGUUAUUUUGUGUAUUUGGUUUAAUGCAAUGUGUUUACGCAGUUUAAAGUGCCAGACAGAUCCAAUAUCGAAAAUUACCUGUAUUGCAGAGUAUCUUAUAGCUAUCCAUUAAUGUAAACGAUUAGUUAAACCAAAAAGUGCAUGAUAAAUAACGUUAUUGGCUUCUAAAGUAGGGAGUCGACUCUGAAUCGCUGAAAUGAUUCGUCAUAUAGUUCGAAUCUUCUGCCUGUUUUUAUUUAAGUAGAUACGAACACUUUGCAUAAUAAUCUCCGCCUACAGUCUUGCACGGGAGAAAAAAAACUCUUACCUGCCCACAGACACUUCAGCUAGUUAGUGUGUAAACAUCAUGUCGAGAAGACACUGUGUUUUCAGCUAUAAAGCCAGUUUGCGUUGUUUUCACUACCAAAGGAUAAAGAUGUGAAGAAUCAGUGGUUAAAAUUACUUUUUCAAGGCAGGAUUUGCUAAACGCUUGCCCAUGAAAGAUGGUUCAGUACCCACUUUAGAGUGUUUUGAAUGUCAAGUUUACUGUAAUGUCUUAUCAGUAAGUUGCGCUAGCAAGCGGAUAACACAUGUUGCAGUUAAGUUUCUGUUUACUGUUUAGCUAUGGCCCAGUUUGCUUACAUGCUUGCGGAAAUGAGUUUAAAAAUGUUAGUUUCUGUUGUCGUUUUUAUUACUUUUAUUACUAAUGAAUGAUGUGUAAUGAUGUCGGUUUUCAAAGUCUUAAUGUCUUGUCAGUAAGUCAUGUUAGCACUAUUGUUUAGGGAUGCACUGAAUAUCAAAAUGGCCCAAAAGAGCAUUUCCGUUUUUUGUCCGAAAGACUUUUAUCACCGAAACAAUACAGCCGAAAUGUUGUAAUGACGCAAACAGAAACCGCGACCUGCACAUGCUUGUCUAAAGCAACAUGUCUGUGGUGUGGAUGUAUUUCAAGUAUCCCUGUGUCUCAAUUCGUUCCCUAGCUCCCGAGGAAGUGAAUCAGUACGGAUCAUGUAUCGGCUCGCAUGCGAUUCGUGGAUAAAAUGCGAAAAUUUAAGUAGGAAAAGUUUAUCAUUUGCAUGUGUUUCAAAGGCUUGCAAAUGUUAACAUUCAAGUGAUUUUAAACAAUUUACCGCAAAAAGGCGCUAAAGUGAGCAGCUUUCUGUACGCACAGACGCACAUGCGGUUGAAUGUGUCCGGGCCAGCUCCAGGCAGACGUGAUCAUCCCUAUGCCCUUCAAAUAUCAGAACUUUUUAUGUGUAAACUUUAGAGAGAGUUGCGCUACUAUGUCUCAAAUGAUAAUCCAUUAAAAUACAUUUGGCGAAUAGAGCAAUAAAAACAACAGAAGUUUUUUUUGUGAAGAGACUGUCUGUGUGUGUGCGCGCAGUAGUACACAGAGAGACGCCUUUUAAAAAGCAAGCGAACAUAAAAAGCAGGGCACAUAGAAACAAAAUGAUCUCCACAGUACUCUUUUUCUAAUAAAAACAUUUGUUUAUGUCUUAAAGGUGCAGUGUGUACAUUUUAGCGGCAUCUAGUUGUGAGGUUGUGAAUUGCAACCAACGGCUCAGUCCCUGCUCAUCUCUUGCUUUUGAAACACAUUUAGAAGCUACGGUAGCCGCCACCGGACAAACAUAUCAUCAUUGGAGACAACUUAGUAAAAAAGUUUGUCCGUUAAGGGCUUCUGUAGAAACAUGGCUGCACAAAAUGGCGGCUUCCAUGUAAGGAGACCCUCUGUGUAUGUAGAUAAAACGUCUCAUUCUAAGGCAAUAAACACAUAAUGGUUCAUUAUGAAAGGUCUUUAUACACCCCUGAUAAUUUAGUUUUGAAUAUUAUUUUGCAUUUCUGUCAAGAGAUCCUUCUAAAAAUUACACACAGCACCUUUAAGUGUAUGUAUAGAUCACAGUCAGAAACCAGUCUGUGCUUAUUUGGUCUUAAAGAGACAGUAACCUCAAUUAACCUACUUAAUUCUGUGUCAUUAAUGUUACUCAAACAACCCAUGACAAAGAGAAAAUCACUUCUGAAGCUCUAGAAAAAAUAAUCAUAUUUAAUUUUUACAAAAAAGACAGUAUUAUGAUUCAUUUAAUUUGAUUUCUGUACCUAAUGCUAAUUUCAGACCUUACUUAAUGUGCAACUUUUAUUGGCAUCAUUUUUUUUCCCGUUUUGGUUUUCGGCCUUGAUUUCCUCUUUUUCGUUUUCGGACAACAAUUUUCAUUCCGGUGCAUCCCUACUAUUGUUGGACUGUGCGGAGACUGUGUCAGUUGACCAAUCAGAGCAGAGUAGGCUACCGAAAGGUGGGGUUUAGGCAGACACAUUAUUAUUAAACACAUUAUUUUCCACAUUAUUAUUGCUCUUCUAUUUUUUAAAACACGUCAGCUUUGACAAAGCUCAUUGUUCUAGAAAGCGCAGUGUGCUCUGAUUGGCCAUCUAUCCGUUACGUUGCUAUUGGCCGGAUACCUGAAGCGUAUGACAGAAAUGAUACGUCCCUUACCAUAUUUGGAAUAUCAGCUCCUAAAGCACAGGGUCUUCACGACAUGGUUGCGGCAAUCGACAACAACAACACUACAGCGAUAAUAAAAGUUAGCCCUUUUUUCAUUUGCAUAUACAUCUGGGCGAUGUUAUGCAAAUCUUCCCACACAAUGACGUAGAUAUGUGGGGGCGGGUUUGAAUGAGGUGUUUUAGACCUUCACUUUUAGAAAGACUUUACCGAUCUAUUUUAUGCAAAGCUUUUAAAACUCCAAAGACAAAGGAAAACAUAAAAAUCACAUCAUAUGACCCCUUUAAAUUAGCCUAAAGGUUAAUUCCCUUUAGCCUUUGAUUUUGUAUUUUAGAUGAUAAAGACCCAGUGCCACAAGCUUGUCUUGUGUUUUUAUCUGGUUUAAAAAGUCUUAUGGGUGCCGUGGCAUAUUGCUGGCCACAUGCACACCGCAGCUAAACACAGCGAUUACUUCUAGUUUAAAAUCAGCAGAAUAAACAAAAAAUACUGCAUCUGUUGACAUACACGAAUACGUCUGCAAUCACCACAUUUCUUGUUUACACACUUGAGACGCCAAAAUUCAUUUAUAUGCCACUGUUUCCCCAAAACUUUGAAGUGUAUAUGUGGACAGUUUAUAUUUCUCAGUAACUCACAAGCACACAAGAAAAAUAAAUAUAACACUAAUUUUGUGUAAACACAACAAACAGAUGAAUUAAUGAUAUUAAAUUGAUUGUGGGGUUAGGAGAGGUCAUCAUUUAUUCACAGCUUCAGGACCAGUCAAAUAAGUCUUUCAUUCAUUUUCUGUUUUAAUCGUUUUCUGAAUAAUGAACUCAUUAUCUGUGAGAUCCCUCUUGAAUAUGGAUUAAUAGAGGAGGUUUUUCUAGUGCUGAAUGUUUUUGAAGUAAUAGAUAUACAACAUUUAAUGUAAAUGAAUGAAUGCUGUUGGGAAGUCUGGAGGUAAAAUUUGUCAAAUUCAAUGGCCAGAAGGUGAAUCUAAAUGUGUCCCUGUCAUGCCAUUUAAUCUAUAUCUACAACAUUUACCCUGUUAAAUAACAUGAUUUAGUAUUAUACAAUAUAGGCCUGGGUGGUAUGGCAGUAUGUAUCAAGUGAUCAUUUGUUAUUUGUAAAUAUGAGUGUAUUGAGUUGUGUAUUGUAUUAUUCAAUCUUUGGGGUUUGCAUCCAAAAGAGGAAAUAAAUAAAUGAUAUUUUGGUGUAAAUGAUUUCCUGUCCAAAAAUAACCACCAAGACUAUUUAAUAUAUAAGCAAUUCUUUAAUCAUUAUAUAUAAAUACUCGUACUAUAAUUUAAUACUUUGUCAUACCACCCACCCCUAUAAUACAUCUUUAUCUCUUAUUUUUGUUUUAAGUCAUCUAUGAGACUAGCAUAUUAGAAACUGGAUUUUGGAGUCUUUCUGAGGGAUUUUACUGUGUUAUAUUAUUUUUUUAUUUUUUUAACCAGUCAAAAAAGGACAAAUCCAACCUGUUGGGUUGUAAUUUAACCAAUGCUGUAGUUUUAACCCAUUAUUCAGGGUUUCCAUGGGUCCUUGAAAUCCUUGAAAGUUUGUGAAUCUGGGGAAAAAAUUCAAAGCCCUGGAAAGUUUUUGAAAUAUACAUACAUAGAUACAGGUCAUUGAAAGUGCUUGAAUCUAUUUUAUGCAAGAAGUUUUCUGGAAAAAAAUCCAUAUUAUUGCCUGUGUAGUCAGAGGCGUCAUGCCCAUUCAAACUGAGGGGGCACGUGCCCCCUUGGUUUUUUUGAGCCAAUGGAUUUUGCAUCCAACCUCAAAAUCAAAUAAGCGUCCAUUAAUCUGUUAUUUGACUUUUAAUCUGUUUAAUAUGCACAAUAUUAUACAUUAUGUGCUGGAUCCUUGUCACUUUUCGGAGAUUUUCGACGUUUUGAUCAUGUUACAUUACUUUUAUUCUGGCGGCAGCUGGCGCUGCAGUCAGCGCAGUCGCAGACGUCAUCAGCGUCUGGGCGCGCUCACGAGCUCUCUGCUGUUGCUGGCUUGCUGCUGCAUUUGGCUGAGGAAUUAAAACGUGUUAGAAACGCUCACAACAUUUCCAAACCCCAGUACGGUAAUGUGCAGUUAACCUCCUCUGUGUAGAAAAUGUAUGGUUUUAAAUGUGACCGUCUUAACGUUAUAUCAGUAGAGAUUCAUCUUCUUGGCACAACGCCAAAGUUCGCCAGAGUUCACUCGGGCGCGGAAUCUCACAUGCUCACAUAUAAGGUAAAAUUUAAUGGAAAAAUCUGUUCCUCUAAUAAUUUUAUCUAAACGUAUUUUUUAAAAUCAUUAUUGAACAUUAAAAUCAAUCACGUGGCUAUAGCUUAUGUCAUUUUCGUUGUUUAUAUUCUUUAUGGAUUUAAAAUUACAUUAAUUUUAUAUGAUGCAGUUGUUGUGCAAAAUGCAUAAUGACACAAUUAAACAAGUCUUUUAUUAAGACUUAAAUAAAUAAAAUAUGCCGUUUCAGAUGUAAAUAUGAUGCAAAUGUGUCAUUAUUCCGAUUGAAUAGUAUUUGAUAUGAAAGUUAGUCAACACUUUUAUUUUGGAGGUUUUUGCAUGAAAGCAGGGGUUUUCAGAUUGUUAGAAAUGUAAGUGCCAUGGAAAAGACUGAAAGCUCUAUAAUAUUUCGUUUGAUGUCUGUGUAUGCACAAAUUUCUGUGAGCUGUUGACACUGUGCCCCCUUAAAAAAAUUGGUGCAUGACGCCCCUGUGUGUAAUGUAGGAUAAUAUCAUAAACAUUUCUAGACUUUAUAAGCACACGUGCUAAACUGUUCGCUUUAAAUGCUUAUAUCUUCUCUAUGUGAAUGUUGAUUCAUACCAAAAUGCUUUUUUGCAUAGUUGUGUUUGACACGUGAAAAUAUCUCAGGUUACGUAUGUAACUGUUGUUUUCUGAGAAGGGAACGAGACGCUGCGUCUCCCUUGCCAUACUUCCUGCAUCCCUGUAACGCCAUCUUUGGCAAAAUUUCAGAUAGCGAUAUACUUCCUGACUCUGUCUUUGUCGUUAAGACUCACCAUUGGUUGAAUUUAAUAUACACAUUCAGACACACUUACCCCUGGAGGCGUCCACAAAGUGUCACCGCAGUGACGCAGCGCGAGUUCCCUCGAAAGGGAACUGUAACAAUGUAUCUUAAAAGGUAACACGAUGUAACCUUGCUCUCACUUGAAAUGUGUCCCCACAUUUAGUCCUUGAAUUUGAGGGUAUUGGACCUGGAAAGUCCUUGAAAGAUCCUUGAAUUCAAAGUUAACUAAAGUGUGUGGGAACCUUGGUAUUGGGUCGAAUAUAAACAUUUUUGCUGGGAGUAUAAGGUGAGAAAUUGACUACAUAUGAUAGAGAAACUAGGUUAAACUCAGUAUUAUUAAAAGCACAUGGUUCAGAUGUUGGAAUCCCUGGUAAAGGUCUGGUAGAGUUAACUGGUUGUUGCACAAGAUAGCAGUCAGUCAAGGUACGCUCUAAAAAAGUUCUAGGUUAAAAUGUUGGGUUGUUAAUAUUUACCUCAACAGUGGGUUAAAACAAUGCAGCUUUUUGGGUUAAAACAUCUCGGUUAAAUUACAUUCUAACAUGAUGGAUUCGCCCCCUUUUCACACAGCGUUGGGUUCAAAAUAACCCAGCAUUUUUUUGUAUAUCAGCUGUGAAAUGCUAUUGAAUGUUUGCAAGACCAUGACAUCGAAUAACGUCAGUGAAUGAGUGUAAAACAAUAGACUUUAGUCAUGUAUAUCAGGAUCAAGACUCACAUGUGUCCUGUCAAAGCUUUUUCUUUGUCUUAAAUCAAUGUGCCUUUUCUCAGCACAUCUCUCAGUUAUUUUGUUCACCUUUUUUUCUGUUCUUGUCUGCUAACGCAACAUAAUUUUGCUUUCUUUGUCAAACACUGGAUUUUUAUGUCAAUAGUAAUCGAAAAGCAUCUUUAAAUCUGAUGUGAAGUAAAUGGCCGUUUAAAGCCUGUGAUGGGUCGAGAGGUCUUUACUCUGAACGGUUACGGUUCUGACAUUCCUGCGGUUUUGUAGGAACAUCUUGCUUUCGCACGGCCUUGUGUUUGUACAUGUAUUAUCCCGACAUGAGGACUUCGUUUUGUUGUUUUUUUUUGCUUUGUCCUUGGACCCUGUAAAGACUUUAUUUUACAUUAUAAUGAUGAACAAUAACAAGAUCAGAUUUUUUAAAGAUAAAAAAAAAUGGUUUUAUAAAAAAUAAAUGAUAUUUGAUAACUGC
Molecule: messenger RNA, 10258 nt
Organism: Misgurnus anguillicaudatus (oriental weatherfish)
Lineage: Eukaryota; Metazoa; Chordata; Actinopteri; Cypriniformes; Cobitidae
Gene: ext1a
Product: exostosin glycosyltransferase 1a
Cellular component (GO): membrane
Molecular function (GO): glycosyltransferase activity
Source: RefSeq, a predicted model, not a curated record